This is a messenger RNA of Lymnaea stagnalis (great pond snail), 11563 nucleotides long. Lineage: Eukaryota; Metazoa; Mollusca; Gastropoda; Lymnaeidae. The record is from the annotation of a GenBank genome assembly.
AGUAAAUUAAAAAAAGACAAAUGCAUCUAUGUUAUACAAUACAAAUGUUUAAAUUCUUAUACUGAAGUCAAUUAUAUUUUUAGUUUUAUCACCAAUUAAUAAGGAAUUGUGGGUAGGUCGUUUCGACGACAACUAUGUAAACUUCCUUUUUCACUCAAACGAAAAAAGAAAUAACCAUUUACUAUUUGCGGUGCAAAAAAAUAUCAUGCAAAAAUGGCAUUAGUUGUUAAAAACACCGAUGACUUAGAAGAUUUAGAUGAGGCAGAACUAGAAGAAUUAUAUUCAUGGGUAGAUAAAAUUCCACUUUCCCGUCCAAAAAGGAAUAUAGCCCGAGAUUUCUCUGAUGGAGGCAAGUAAUUUAAUAAAUAAUUGUAAUCAAAUUGUUAAGUCAAUAAAAAUAUAUAAUAAAGUAAGUUUAAAAUGAUAAAAUUCUCACUUUUUUAACUGACUUGCUCAAAGUCUCUCUCACAAUAUUCAUAGUAUAUUCAUGGUCAUAUUCAUAAUUAAAAUAAUUAUACAAUUUAUUCAUUUUAUUGUCAUAAAAUUAAAAAAAAAUGUGGAAUCAAAAUCAAACUCAUUCAAUUAUAAUUAUUUAUAAAAAACAACUCAGUCUCAAUAUAAAAAUCCAAAGCAGUUGUUAAAUUAUGUUAAAAUAAAUUGUUCUUUGCAGGCUUAGACUUAUUUUAUACUUAAACUAUAGGGAUUAGUAACCUAAUAUAAUAUAUAAAUAUAAGGCCAUUAGUAUUAGGCUUUACCAACUUGGUGUUGUUUGAUUUUCUAAACCAAGGACUUUUAUUUUUAACAUAAAUUAACACAAUUAUUUACAUAUGACAUAUGAGCUACACCUUGUUUUUUGUAAUAUUAUUUUUAUAAUAUAGUAUAUAGUCUGAGCCUUGUCCUACUUAAUUGUGUUGUGGCACUCCUUCCUUGUCUGCCCCUUUCUUGGAUGAGAAAAGGUUGUUUACAUUUGAAUGUGUUCUAUUGAUUAUAAAAAAUGCAAUUAGGUUACACAAUUUCUAGAAUUUUUGUACUAGAAGGCUCAGAGGCUAAAUAUAGGCUGCAUGCUUUUAUAGCAGCAAUACUUAGAUACAUAGAGCGAGACAGAUAGAGGAAGGAGAAAUUUUUUCUAAAUGAGAUAUUGCAUUGUUGUGCAUAUAAAAUUAAUAUUUGUAUUUUGAGCCUGGUACCUUUUUCACUUGCUGUAAGUUGAUACAGAUUUUUGCUUCUACACUCAAAUUUGUAAGUGUAAGUGUAUAGACAUAUAUUUGUAUAAUUAAAUUAAAUAUUGUUAGUAUCACUAACUUUAGUAUCAUAUUCUUUGCAUACCAUUUUUCACGGUCCUUUGCUAUGUAUUCUUUAUUAUACAAGCCAAAAUUUUAAAACAGAUUAAAUCUUCAAAAGCAUAAUAGUACGUAACAAUUAUUAUUAUAUUUAUUACUAACACAGUCUGAUACUUAACUGUUAACAACCACCCAGUGUUUCAAGUGAUACUGAUUGAUAGUGAAAUCCUUUUUCCCUUUGGUUCUCUUUAUAUUUAUCCAAACAUUUGAUCUUGGGUUGAUGGUGUAUAUGGAAAAAAGGGAAGUGAGACCAUUGAUUUAGUAACUUGGUAAGAAGGAAGCUGCUAGGACUCAUCAGGAGAUAGAGGUGCGAUGAGGGAUGAGGGAUGGGGUAGGGGCAAGAGUAUGGAUGUUUUCAUGGAAUGGUGGGGCUUGAGAAGAUGGAAGGAGGGUUAGGUAUGUGCAGAAGAGAUGGUUGGGACAGGGAUUAUUAUAAUGGAUAGUGCUGUGGACAAUAUUUAUUAGUUAAUAAUAAUUAUUGGUAAAGACUGUUAGUGUUGACCCUAUUCAAAAUAAAGCAAAAUAAAGCUAUUGCUUCCCACGAAGUGUGGACAACUUUGGUAUGUGCACCACACUGUAUUUGUAUACAGUCAUAGAAAUAUUUAGAUACUCUGUUUGAAUGCAAUCCAAUUAUUUCUGAAUUAUAUAUAUUGUGUGCUUUGUACUUUGUAUGUUAACCCUCUUAGGAUGGAGCCUUUUCGGGGUGUAUGUGCCAAAAAGACGGAGCAUUUUUUACGAGCUCGGCACUCGCAUUGCAAAAAUUUAUAAAAAAUAAACUGUUUCCUUAAUAUAUGUAAAACUAUAUAUAUUCUUGUAGGAAAUUGAAUGAACUAAUACAAUCCUUAUGAAUCAAACUGAAAUAUCAACAUUUAUGCAAAUGAGCUACCCUGAUUUGCAUAAUUUUUUAGUGUAAUUUUUGGUUAAUCCUAGAAUAAACAUGACUUACUUGAAUCAAUGGUGUGAAUUUUUUGAUGGAUUAAGCCUAAAUGAGUCCUAAAACUUAUAUUUUUGGGAAACAAGGUCCAUGGGGGCCCUUCAGAUACAUCUGGCACAUAAUUAUACUCCUUUUCCAUCCCCCACCCUAUUUUUCAGUUGUUACAGGCACACUGUAACAGGCCCCCUUUUAUGAGCUAGGGACCUUCUCUUAAGCUGGAUGUUAUUGAGAAAGUUGUCUGCAUAUCUAUUGGUCUCUCUCAUAAACAUUUGAAUGAAAUUUGUUGGAAAAAAGAGCAUAAAUACUCAAAUGGUGUGCUUAUACCUUAUUAAUAGGACCUAUGUUGUCUAAAAAUACAGAGGGUUCAUCCCUGUCCAGUUGAGGACCCCUAAUACUAGUAAUACUAAACCAAAAUUUCACAACAUUAGCAUUGCCCUCAAUUUGAAAGUCUUCAUUAAUUUCCUGGUUGUUUUCAUCAGUUUCAGUGUCAAAUUCACUACUAUAACAUCAAAAUUUCUAAGCACAGUUUGAUCAGAGUCACUUUCAGGCAUGUUCAAAUUUCACGAUUUAACUACACACACACACACAAAUUCCUGCACACAAAUAAGUUGAAUUCACCAUCAACCAACGCCGCCAUUACAAUGCCGGGAUGUGCAGGAAUACGUAAGAAUAAUUCGUACAACGCCAAGCCAGCCAAUAGUGAGGCUUGAUUUAUCGGGCCGACGGCUCAGACUUACGUCUUUCUCGCUAGUCAACCUUGGGCCGAUAGAUCGGCCCUUACGUCCCAAGAGGGUUAAGUAGCAUAUAUUAUAUUAAAUAUGAAUUCAAUUUAUCAUGUCUCCAUAAGCAGUCAAAAAUUUUACAAUUAUUGUUUACUGUAUAUGGGAACAAAAAUAUAUUGAGGAUAAAUUAUUUGAUUUGUGAUUUUUUUCUAGAAGUUAUGAAUAAAUAAGUAUGCUUUACCAAGAAUAAUUAAUUCAAAGUUUUAUUUAGCAAUACAGUCACUCAGUCUUUAGGUGCCUACUGGUUCUUGAGGUGAUGGAAAGAAACCAAUACUGUCCAUUUUAAGCUGCUUCCAUAUGAACUGUCUUCAGGGUCAAGUUUCUACUCCCUAGAUUAUUUACUAUGAUUUGCACCAAAUUUCUAGGUGCCUUAUGUGUUUCUAUUUUCCCUGGGCUGUCCAUUUACUGCAGUCUUGAGAAGUCAGCUUGAUGUUAUUCUAUAAACAUUACCAAACCACCCCUAGCAUUUGGUACAUAAAAACUUUAAAAUAUUACCUGUGAUAAUUUAAUUGAUAUGAUUUUAAUUUUAAUCAGUUAUUUUUUUUUUAAAUUUUUAACUAAUUGUUUGAUCAAAUCAUUUAAUUUUAAAAUAAUUUUUAAAAAAAGCAAAUUUUGAAGGGUCAAAUAUUUCUGAAAGUUAAAUUCAAAAACUUUUGAGUAGUUCACUUUUUAAAGAAAAAUUAUAAUUCUUUUAAUUUUAAUAUUAAUGACAUAAUGAAUAAUGGGUAAAAUAAAUAAAAGGUGUCAUAUUUAAAGAGUCCGGUCAUAACUGCUAAUAGUUAAAUACCCCACCAUAUAUAUGAAUUUUAAUUCAAUUAUAUUACAAGCAUAGACCAUCUUUUGAAAUUUCCACUUACGGUUUACCAAUCUAUGGUGAUGCUAUCAUAACUUCUGUUUUCAUUAGAACAAUAAAACCCUAAAAUGUUGUACACCUAGCCUCAGAAUGUUAUAUAGUAUAGAUUAACUUUUGCUUUCAUGUAAUAGAAUGUUACUCUUAAUAUUUUCCAUAUGUCAAAUUAUAUGAAUAAACCAUUUUUGAUAUUAUCCUUUUUAUAAUUGUUACAUGAACCAAAGAUCUAUUUAUCAUAAAAGUCAGUUGUCAACUGCAUUUUUUAAAUAAGUCUUCAAAUUAUCUUUGUUUUUCACUUGACUUGAUAGUUCAGAUCAUUUUAUUGAUAUUAUAUCCAAUUAUAUAUUUGUUGUAUUGCCAAAAUAAUGAAGUUUUGUGAUUACUAGGGCUUAUUGUUUAAAACAUAACAUUAUUAAAACUCACAGCAUUAAAAAUAUAAUAAUUAAUGUAAGCCUCUUUAAAAGCUGGUUGAAAUUAUGGACAUUGUUUGUCAAUUUUCCAGUGUUGAUUGCUGAGUUGAUUAAACAUUUUCUACCACACAUUGUUUCAUUACAUAACUUCAUCCCUGCCAAUGCAAUGAAAAUGAAAAUAAUAAAUUGGAGUCAGCUUAACAGGUACCAGUACAUAAGACAGCUCUGUCAUAAGCAUUCAAAGCUUUCAAUCACUAUUCCUAUCAAUUUAACAGAAUACAAUCUUUUUAUUAUUUUAAAAAAAAAUAUUUCAAUAACCUUGAAACUACAUUUAAAUGAAAUAAUUGUAGUGAUGUGCUUGAAAUUAAAUUAGCAGUAGGCAACAAAAUGCUCAUCAAUUCAAAUUUUAUUUCAAUUAUUUGAACUCGGGUAGUUCUUUACUAUAAGUAGGCCUACUAGCACAUAUAAAACAUUUUUAUUAGCUUGAAAUCCACUUAUAUUUUGUUUAUACAUUAUUAAAAAAUAUUAAUAGUCAUAUUUACAAAAAAUAAAAUUUCAUUGCCCAUGAAGCGUUAUUUGGUGCACUUAAGGAUUGGAAAACAUUCAUUCAGAUCAUCAACCAAUUAUUAAAUAUUUAAAGGUAACAAUAAAUAUUUGAUUUUAUCUUAAAAAUUUCUUUAAAAAAAUAAUUCAUCACUUAUGUUAUAAUUUAUGAAUCUAAACAUUAAAAUAAAUAUAUUUAAACAGUAUAUUAAGAGAGCAAAACUAAACUUAUAAUUGAUAUUAACUUUACUACUGAUUAUAUUUUACAUACAGCUUAACUUUCAUACACAAUUUAAAAUGCUAUCUUAGAAACAUUAUUCUAGAUCUUUCCAUUUGUACCUAUAGAUUCUUAGUCUAAAUGAAAUGCAUGUCAAUAUCAAUCAAAAUUUCUUUUUUUAGUUACUAGUUUUCUUGUAACUUCUUUCUAGUUCAUUGAGGCAAAUCAUUUCAACUAUACAUUUAAAAUUUCCUGCACCUAACUAUCAGUGCAUGAGUCAGAAAGAUAAGAUAAACUCCAUUUAGCCUAACAUCUACAUAUUCCUUCAAAAGCCUUCCAUAAAAGCCCGAGCUACUGUUCUUAUAGUCAAUAUACAAAUAUAUUUAAAAAGUCACCAAAAAUUUUUAUCAGUGAAGAUUUUUAACAACUGCAUUGACACUAUUUCAGUUCUUGUGGCGGAGGUUGUAAAACAUUUUUUGCCCAAACUGGUUGAACUUCAUAACUACACACCAGGCAACUCUACACCACAGAAAAUGCAAAACUGGUUUUUAAUGAACAGGUGAUCAAUGAUUGUGAUAUACUGUGUUCUGACAUCAUUCUUAGAUAGCUUUCAAUUCAAAGUGGGAAGAAAAGUAAAGCGUUAAGCAUUGCUUUUUAAUAGAGAAAAUAAAUGCUCAUGCAUUUAAGAGAUCAGUUAACUGUAACAUUUUGCUUGGAUCUUCUAACAAAACUCUUUAAUUCAUCUUUACAUCAGGCUUUAAAUUGAUAGAUGUAGGCCUAAUCAUUUUCAGAAUGGUGUUAUAGUUUUUAUUCUUUUAAAAAAUAUAUAAAAAAAUAGCAUUAUAUGACUUGCUUGACUGUUCUUUAUUAUAUAUAUAUAUUUAUAUAUAUAUACAUACAUAAAGGCUUAUUCCUAUGCUAAACUUGAAUCAUCUUAAACUAUUGACAAGAAUAGAUUCCCAAUGAGUUAUAUUUAUGAUAGCUUAAAAUCAUUUUCUUUUUUUUUUAAUUUAAAAAAUUAUAUAUGUUGUUUUCUGCUUUCUUCCCUUACAUAUUAUGAAUCUCUAGAGCUUUAUUUUUAUCCCUUCUUUAAACUAACUCAUGAGUGUUAUACCAAUUAUAUAGUAGUCUAAUUUUGAAAUAAGCAAUACUUGCUUAAGAAGAGAAAAUGAAAAUAUAGGCAAAUGAUUAUCUGUUGUGAUUUUAAGUUAUAAAUAUAACAACAUAAAUCGCAUGUAGCCUAUUAUAAAAGUAAAAAUAUAAGAUUACUAAAAAGUUUGGAUUCAACAAUUAACCCGAAGGAGCUAUUAACUUGACAUGUUAAAAGUAAAAGUAAAAGACCAUUAUAUAAAGCAUUAAAUUUGACUAUCUAUUGUAGGCUCUAAGUUGUAAUUAAUAAAUUUAAAAAAGAACAGCUAUUUUAAGUGAUUUGGAUUUUUUUUUAAAAGAGCUAUUAUGUGUAAAAGAUUUCAUAAAAUUUAUGUAUAAAUGUAUAAGUUAUAGACUUUUCUAUGGAUCAAAUAAAUAUAUUUAAAAAAUUAAUAAAAUAAAAUGUUUCUUUUGUAAGAAACACCAUAAAUGAAAUAAAAUUUAGUAAUAUUUAUAUUUGAGUUAGAAUUAAAUUUGUUUUCACAAUUUCCUUACAGUUUUUAUGUAUAUUUCACAACUUAUUUUAACAUAUUUAUUGAUCUGCAUUAAACAGAAAAGUCUUCAACAAGUUAAACUUUCAACUUACUGAGGAUCUGAUCAGAGAACUGUGUAUAGGAAAGCAGGGACUUGUUGAAAGAUUUCUAAUGCACCUGCGAGCGAAGAUAGAGAGGGCUAAUUGGGAUAUGCACAAAGAAGCAGGAGACCGCAUUGAAGUAGGCAACCAUCAAACAAGAGCUACUCAUCGUUUGACUAAUCCCAAGGGUAGUAAAUCAAAACACAUCAGUGAUAAGCCAGAAGCUGACCAAAAUAUAGGUAAUUUUCUGGCUAUAUACUGUAUCAAAGGAUAAUAAUUGAAUAAUCUCUUUUUCAUAAUAAAAAUCAAAUAGAAAAAUUUUAGGUUAACAAAAUGUAAGUAAAUAGUUGUUUUUUUCAGUUUUAAUAUGCUAAAAAAGAAAUUGAAAUGAAUACUCUAAUAUAAUAAUUAUUUAGUAUCAGUAAACCCAAUUAAUUUUACCCCCAACAACUGAGAUCUAAUAGUAUAUAAAUUAAUAUUUUCAAAUUAGCAUUAACUCGGUGUGAAGAAACAUAGAAAUUUUCUGCUGUUUAAGAUGCCAAUAUGUAGGAUGGAUUUGUGUUACUCUAUCCAUCCUUUGAUUCAGGUAUGCCAAUUAUAGCCUCAUACGCCAAUGAAAGACAUGACUAUAGAUCUGAAGGUAUGCUGUAUUAACAAGAUUUGGCAUCCGAUGAGAUAACAAGUUGUUGUGACUAAUGAUGAAUAACAGUUAAACUAAAACAUCCCCAGUAUCUAAAUUGUUUUGGAAGGUCUAAUUUGUAUAAAGGGCAUGCACAUUUAUUCUCCUGUCAUGCACAUAGUAUAACACAGUAUAACAAAGAAUAUAAAUUAUUGGAUAAAUAAUUUUAAAAACCCUCUCAUCUAUUGGAUAACAAAAUGGUAUUGGCAUUUAUUGUAUAGCUUAUUUUAGUUUGACAACAAUUGUGCCAAUUUAACUAUAAUAUAUGAUACCUUGAAAGUUUUUAAACAUCCAGCUAAAAACUUUAUAUAGCAACAAAAAGAAAAAAAAAACAUGACAUGAUCUGACUAUAAAUUAAAUAUAGUUAAUAUCAAGAAUACAAAAAAAAGUAUAUUUUUUACCCAUAUUUGGAAAUAAUUUUGAUAAAAAUGACAUUAACUUCCAGUACUUCAUCAAAUCAUCUUAAAUUUAAACAAAAUUUUAGUCUCACCAGGUAGACAGAAACCAGGGGCAGCUCCUGUGCACAAAGGGUAAGCAUUAAGCCUUAUUAAACAUACUAGAUUAAAAGAUAUUGAAAAACAGUGUAUUGUAAAUCCCCUUAAGCCAAUGUACUCUCAUUAUAUUCCUUCCACAUAUAUCUCUCAAGCUCAAACCAACCCCUGAAUCCACACCUGGUAAAACCCUAGCAUCUAUCACUUCCCCUCAACUCUAUGCUGUCCAAAACAUCUCACCACCAACUUCACUUAGACACUAUCCUCCUUCCACCUAUCCCCAAUUCUUUCCACUUUACCUACCUGCACUGGCCCUAAAUAAAAAAAAAUAAUUUUAAAAUGAUAUGUCCAAAAUAAAAUAAAAAAGAUAGAAAAGGUAAUGAAAACAGGCUAAAGGGUGUUUACAACUUAAAAAAUAAUGAUGGUAACAUAUUCCUUUAGAAAAUUAUUCUUCUUACUACAAAGAAUUAGAAUAUUGAAGAAUACAUUAAAGAAAUAAGAAUUAAAAUGUUUGUCUUUAGUGAUCAUCUAAAAAUUGAAAUGUAAUAGUGGUGACUUUAGGGAGAUACUGAACAAUUAUUAUAAAGAUUAUAUAAAUACAAGAUUUAUUAUAGUUUUGAAAUAAUUUGCAGAGAAUAAACAGUUUUAGUAUUUAAUCAAUAUCUUCACACCUGACUUUAUAUCAAUGGAAUUUUAAAAUGAAAGCAAAAUGAAAGUGUUUAAAAGAUAUGAAGAAAAUGGCAUGUUCCUAAUUUUGACAAUAAAAAAUCACCCAUUUAGAAAUCACAAGUCUUUUAAAGUGUUAAUUUAGAAUUGAAUUGGAAGAUUAGUAUUAAUAUUCAGAAAUCCAUCUUAUAUUUCUUGAGUACCAUUAGCGUAACAUAUUUAAAGUUAAUGGGAGGGAAUCACCUAUCUGGCAGCUAUGUUCACCAUUUUUUGUUGAUUAUCUCCCCACUAGAUAAUAAUCAUAUCAUCUACUAAAUAUUAUUUAUUUAUUAAAUAGAAAUCCAAAAUUAAAGUCCUCUGAUGACAUGGUCCCAAGAGCUGUCUAUGAAGAGAAAGAACAAGAAUGCUUAGCUAAAGAAGAAACGAUCCAGGUAACAUAAUCUUAAUCUUGUUCUGCAGUGUGCAAACUUUUUUUUUCUAUUUCACUAAAAUUUGAUGAUAAAAUUCUCCAAAAAUCAUGUUGCCAUUUUUAUUUUUAAAACUAAUAAUAAUAAGCAGCAAAUAAUAAUUAUAAGAAAGGAGAUUAGAUAUAUUAUUUUAUAGUUGCCUUCUUACCUCAAAACUCGCAAAGUUCGUGGGAAAUAUGUCUCAUCAUUUAUUCUCAUCAUCAAAAUCUUGCAGCACAUCUGUGAACUUUUCAAAACACACUGAUGCGUCACCAAACAUGAGUGUGUCACCAUUCAAAAUCUCCUUAUCUAAUUUAUUUAAGCAUUCUUUAUUUGUGAUGUCAAUCUUUUAUAGUAAAAAAAAUAAAUCAAAGUGACAUGAUCAAUGACUGGAUGUUAAGGGCAACAGCAAUACAAAUUUAUUUGUCUUCCAAGAAAAGCAUAGUGUCUUUGAAUACAAAUAAAUAUAUAUACAAAUGAAAAUGACUAGUACCACAAACCUACUACUUUUUAAACUAUUACCUCCACACAAUGGCUGUAAAGAAAAGAAGAAAAAACCACAGAAAAAGAAACCCAAUGACUUCAACCUCACAAUGAUUGUAUUAUUAUUUGAUAGAUUCUUCAAGCAAAAGUUAGGAGACUUGAACACCUUCUUCACUUGAAAGAUGUGCGUAUAGAAGAACUUCAGAGCAGACUAGAGUCCACAAGACCCACAGGAAAAGUAAAGCGAUAACAAAAGCAAGUGAGUUCAAUGAAUGAAACACUUUGUUUCAGGCCUACAAAAUGGUGCCUAGGUUGAACACUGGACUUAUUAAGGGCACACACUUUUAAAAAUUAUUUUACAUUCUCAUAGGCUCAGACGAAUUUAGAAGGAAAAAAAAAUUAAACAACCUUCUAUGCAAUGGUUUUGUUGCUGAUUUCUAUUGAUAAAAUCAAUGAUAUUUUGAAAUAAUUAUUGCCUUGAAAAAAAAUCACAAUUAUCAACAUGUUGUGCUACAAUUUUCUUUGGCUAACAUUAUUAUGUUAAGCUAAUGAUAAAACAACUAGGACUCACUGAGUUUUACCAUGCAACUUAAUUUUACAAAUGUUAUUGAAAGAAGAGAAAAUAUGCAAAGUGGAGAAAUGUUGUUUUAUGUUUUUCUUCAAUGUGUUCCUCUCCUGAUAACCACAUCAUACUGAAUUACUGUACCUUUUUAACUUUAUUUUACCGCAGUAAAUUAUUUCUGUUAUAAAAAAAAAACUGUAAUGAAAUAAGUGUGCAUGACAUAAUAAUUAUAUUUGACUGUCUUCCAAUGCUAACAAAAGUAGGCACUUCAAAUUAAAUUUUGGUGGGGCUAAUAGAUUAAAAAAAAUAAUACAUCUAAAAUUGUUAAAUUUAUUUACUUACAAGAAAAUGGAAGACAGCAAACAUGAUCCAUGGAUGAAACAUCAAAGAUAUUAGGAGAUCAGCCCUGAAACUGAGUGUAGAAAAACACAGCAGAUGUACUUCAAAAUAAAGACCCGGUCAUUAAUCUCUACCCUCUGUAACCAAUGACUGCUUUCAAUGAACUAAGCAUUGUAAUCCAUAGACAAUAGGCAUCAUGAGAAGAUAAUAAAAUUGUUUGUAGGAAAAUCUCAUUUUGCAUAAUGUUCCAUUUGUUACAAAUUCUAUUAAAUUUAUGAUGAACAAAAUACAGUCUGUUACUUGUGUUGUAGGGAUCAGGAAUUUUAAAAUGGUGCCUUAAGUUUUUUUUUCUUGGUAAAGAUUAUACUGUGGGGUUCAUAAUUUCAUAGCUCAAACUAUCUAAUUUAAUUUUGAAAACUUUAUUGCCUACUGCAUUUUAAACAAGUAUAGUUUUGUAUAUUUUGUGUGGAUAUUUUCUCACCGGCUUUAUUGCAUUAUUUAAUAAAAAUGAUCCUUUUAAAUUAUAAGUAAAGAAAUUAAGACUUUUUCUCUCAAAGAAGAUGAAUCUCUCAUAGGUACUACAUGUCCUUAACAUUGCUUUUUUAGCCUUACACCGUAUUUAUUAUCUAGUGCAGUCAUAUUACGCGUGACAGAAUAUUAUUUCAAAAAGAAGUCCCGCUUAAAAACAUUCUAUUUGGAAUUAUAACCAUGUUCUGGACAUCAGGUCUGCAGUUAAUUAAAUUCAGUCUCAAAAUACAAAUGUAUUACUUGAAAUCAUGCAGUAAAUUGUUUAUCAAACGGCUGAAUUAACAGACUUAAACAGUUGAGGCUCAAAAUUAUAGGAUAAAGUUAACAGUGAGUCAAUAAAUUGUAGAAACAAGUUAGUGAAUAAAUUGUAGGAAAAUAAUUUCAAAACACAUUAUUUUGAAUAUUAUUUUACACCCUAAGACUUGACAUUGAACACAAAUUUUGUUUAUAUGAUAUAUGGCGAUAGUGCGAACUGUUUUAAGUCGUUAUUUUUAUGUCAUUUAUUACUUUUUUAAUGAGUCACUUGAUGUUGUAGUUGACAAUAAAUAAAAAUAAAAUUAUUUUUUAAAA